AAGUUCUACCGGAAGUCGUAAUGUUUGGCUGCAUGCGCCGUACAGAGCAGCCAGGAAGAGGCACUGGAGGGAGAAAAAAAAGAAAAGUCAAGAUGGCAACUGGUCCGGAGAACGGACUAAAAAGAAUAGUUUGGAAAAGAAUUAAAGAAACAAUUAUUGAAGACUGCAGAAAAUCAGAAGUAUGGAAGAUAUUGAUUCUGGACCACUUUACCACCAGGCUCCUGUCAUCAUGCUGCAAAAUGUCUGAUCUGAUGUCAGAGAAAAUAACAAUUGUGGAGGACCUGUACAAAAUCAGAGAACCUGUUCUGGAAAUGAAGGCUAUCUACUUUAUGACACCAACAGCUCAGUCUGUGGAUGCCUUUAUUGCCGACUUCAAGCCUAAACCCAAGUACAAAUCAGCAUAUGUUUAUUUCACUGACUAUUGCCCUGAUGACCUUUUCCACAAUAUGAAACUGUACUGUGCAAAAUACAUUCGGAUUUGCAAAGAAAUAAAUAUGUCCUUCAUGCCUCAUGAAUCACAGGUGUUCACCUGUGAUAAUCCGAGAGCCUUUCAGAGCAUCUACAGUCCCAACAGUCAGGACAGAAAAAAGACACUGGAAACACUCGCAGACCAGCUUGUCACGCUCUGCGCCACGUUGGAUGAGUACCCAGGAGUCCGAUACAAAAAAGACGCCAACAUGGAGUACGCAAAGACUCUUGCAGAGUUGUUGGACAACAAACUGUCCCGAUACUAUGAAAUGGAUGACAGCAAUAAGAAAAAGGAAAAGACUCAGGCCCAGCUGCUGAUUGUGGAAAGGGGCUUUGACCCUGUGAGCCCUAUCCUGCAUGAGCUUACUUACCAGGCCAUGGCCUAUGACCUCAUUGAUAUCCAGAAUGCCACGUACAAGUACAAGUCUAAAGAUGGCUCAGAAAAGCAGGCUCUGCUGAAUGAGGAUGACAUGCUUUGGGUGAAGCUGAGGCACAAGCACAUUGCUGAGGUGUCUGAACAAAUCCCAAAGAUGGUGAAGGAAAUAUCUGCUAGCAAGAAACAACCAGAUGGGAAGAUUACCAUCAGCAAUUUGGCCCAAAUGAUGAAAAAGAUGCCAUCAUUCCGUAAACAGCUCACACAGAAAACCGUUCACCUACAAUUGGCCGAAGAUUGUAUGGUACAUUUUUCCAACAACGUAGAAAAACUCUGCAAAGCCGAACAGGACCUUGCGGUGGGCUCCGACGUGGAUGGGAUGAAAGUGAAGGAUCCCAUGAGGACUCUGUUGCCAGUGCUACUGUACCCAUACUCUACCUAUGACAAGAUCAGAGCUGUGUUGCUUUACAUCUUCAGCGUUCAUGGAACAACAGAUGAGAAUUUGAACAAACUCAUCCAACAUGUGAAAAUUGAAGAUGAAAGGGAAGUUAUCCUAAACUGGAAAGAGCUUGGAGUCCCCAUCAUCACAUCUCCCAGUUUUUUCUCGCGCAAACCGACCAGACGGGACCGUUCUCAGGAAGAGACGUACAACCUGUCCAGGUGGACUCCUGCCAUAAAAGAUGUAAUGGAGGAUGCUGUGGAGAACAAACUAGACCCUCGGGAAUGGCCAUACCAGUCCGAGUCUCCAACUGCUUGGAAUGGUUCCGGAGCUGUUAGUGCACGUCAGAAGCACAAAUCCAGCACUCAGGAUGAACGUCGGACGGGCUCACGCCUCAUCAUCUUUGUCAUUGGAGGAAUCAGCUACUCUGAGAUGCGCUGUGCCUAUGAGGUCACACAGACUGUAAAAUCCUGCCAGGUCAUCAUAGGAUCUUCCCACAUAUUAACUCCCAGCAGUCUACUGGAUCAUAUCAAGGCCCUAAGCAAACGUCCUAUGGAGACUUUCACAAUUGAGGAGAACAGUGAUGACUAACAUGUCAUCCAACGAACAGACUCCCCACAUACCCUUGUCCUUCCCAAAAUGUAUCAUUAGUGCACACAACAAAGCCCCUUCAUUGGGGUAAUGAAGGGAAUGUUACUGUAUUAUUUUGAAUGUUUUUUUGUGUAUUCGCUCAUUAAAGUACAGUAACCUUUUUGCAGAUAGAUUUAAACCUUUAGAAACUCAGCUGUGAGGAUUAGGAUGGUUGUUCGGUCACAUAAAUUGGCCUCACCCGGUCCUGGAAAAAUAAUGGUAACUUUACCCUUUAAAGGACAGAGUGGUGGAGGACAUUCACCCUUAAUGUACAUGUAGUUUCUAAGCACUGAACCUUGGUCAGCUCUUGUAAACUGUUAUCCCUGUGUAUAAACAGUUAACAUUAUUUUUUCUGGGUUUUAUGUACUGUAUUUGUUUUCUUUUUUUUUCUCAAAUUGAACACUGACUAAUAAAUGCAUGAAGUAGUUCAAA
This is a messenger RNA of Hippocampus zosterae (dwarf seahorse), 2342 nucleotides long. It is a transcript of the gene stxbp3, whose product is annotated as syntaxin binding protein 3. The transcript has 19 exons. Gene Ontology annotation, cellular component: secretory granule; plasma membrane. Gene Ontology annotation, molecular function: syntaxin binding. The coding region runs from base 21 to 1871 and encodes 616 amino acids. The record is from RefSeq and is a predicted model, not a curated record. Gene Ontology annotation, biological process: intracellular protein transport; vesicle-mediated transport; neurotransmitter secretion. NCBI's taxonomy places the organism in Eukaryota, Metazoa, Chordata, Actinopteri, Syngnathiformes, Syngnathidae.